UCAGUUUUAUUGUCAAUUAAAAGAGACAAUAACAACAACUUAAAUAAUAAAUCAAUUUAUUUAUUUAUUUCAUUUCCACUGUAAUCAGCCUCUUGCCCCCUUCCCUCCCUCUCUUACUUUUCCAGCUUCUCCUGCCGUCUUUCUUUCGUCUCGUCCCACUCCCACUUUGUUUCCUUUUUCGCCUUUCACUUGUGCAUGGCUCUGUUGCUCACACACACACACAAACACACACACAGCUGCAUAUUUUAUAAUAUUUAUUUACAUUGACGUUGACGUCGCCGUCGCAGUCGCCGCUCAGUUUGCGUCGCAGCCGCGCCCCGCCAUUUGUUUUGUUUACUACGUUCAUUUUCUCUGUUGUUGCUGCCGUUGUUGUUGUUGUUGUUGUUAGUGUCUCUUGUUUGUGUCUUGUCUUUUGCCUUCGAUUUCGUUUCACACACAUAUUUUGUUUUGUUCGCCACUUCCUUGUACUUGUCGCCGUCUCGCUCUCUCUAUCUCACUCACUCUGUGUACACUAGUUUGUAUGUGUGUGUUUGUGUUUUUCCACCCGAUUUUUGUUGUUUAUUUUUACAUCUUCGUCGUCGUUUUACGCGCUCUCUUGUGGGCCACAAAUUCUUGAAAUUCUUUUCUUUAUUUUCGUUUUUUGAACGCCGCACACUUUUCCAGCGGGAAAAACGAGUUUUUCCAGACAGCGGCAGAGCAUGCAUUCUUCUUCUUCUUGCUUGUUUACAGUUAGGAAUGCGGGUGCCUCUUUAAAUUAAAAAAAGAGCAACGAAAACAAAACGCGCGCACUCUCUCUGUCUCAGCAGCCCAUCUCUUUGUGGAUGACAUUAUGCUGUGGGGAAUAUUGUGUGGACUUUGUUUCUUUGAAAAAACUAGACAAUAUAAAAGAAUAAAACAUAUACACAUAAAUAAAUACAACAAUAGUAAUAAAGCAUUAAAUGUACAACAAUUACCAACAACAGCAACCCGCUCACUCUUGCGCUCUUAAUAUACAUAUCUUUAUAAUCUGAUCUCUCUCUCUGUCUGUCUUUUGCUGGUUCUCUCACGACCUGGCGCACAACUUGUUCGCCUUGUAAAAAAUUGAAGGCGCCAUCCACAACAACAAGAAAUCUCAUUGAGUGGCGGCUGCGCUGCUUUGGCCCCAUUAUAAACACACAUUGAUGGCGCUCGGCUCUCGACUCGACUCCGAUUCGGCUCGGCUCGCUUGCUCUCUCUCGCUCUCUUGCUCUGCUGCUGCUGGCGCUGCUGGCUGUUUGCUUGCUGCUCUGAGGCCUCACAUCAUUUUAUGUUUUUCACUUCUGAUUAGUUUUUGUGGCGCUUUGAAACCGGACGUUUCGUUUCGAUUGUGCACGCUUUUCGUUCGCACACAUACAUACAUAUACAAAUUCAAACACACACACACGCAGUAACGCCCCAAGUAUGUGUGUGUGUGCUCUCCUGCUCUCAGUGCGAUUAAAUAAUACUCCACAAAAGGCCAAACAAAUUACAUAAAAAAUAGUCAACAAGAAGGAGUAGCAGAAGAAGAAGAAGCAACAGCAACAGAAAAGUUAUCAUUCUCGUGUUGCAUAAAUUGUUGUGUUUGUGUUUUCGUUUCGUUUUCGUUCGUAGGCAAAAGUACCGUUCAAAAAGAAGUUCCUAAAUACACAUACACACACUCAAAAACAACAACUGCUAUAUAAUCAGAAAAAAAAAAGCAACAACAACAACAAAAGUCGUCAUCGUGUUUUGUUCGUGUUCCUGUUUCGUUCGUUAUUUGUCGUGGAAAAUUUUGCGAAAGCCCAGCAUUAAAAACGUGCGUUCGCCUUAUAAAAUACAUAAUAUUAUUUAACUACUCGUAUUGAAAAUUACAAGUACAAAUAAAAAGUGCGACAUUUGCUGUAAGCAAAUUAAACGAACCAAAUACAUAAAUAAAUUAAAAUUCACACGCACACACAGAGACAAUACAUAUACACACACACAUAGACAAAAUACGCGCGCGCAUCUUCUUCUUCUGCCUAUGUGCCUAUGAUUCGUACAGAGUGCGUAGCCCAUUGGAAUUUGUAUCGUGAAACGCAAUUACAACAUAAAAUACACAAACAGAGAGCGCGCUCUGUGCUCCCAAUUUAAAGCGACAUUAACGGUACACAGCAAAUUCAAUCGCCAAGCAGCGCAGCUAGCGUCGCAGCCACCGCCGCCGUUGUCGUCUCUGCCUCGAGCAGCAGCGCCAACAACACUGAGCAAGAGCAGCAACAACAACAGCAGCAACAAUUGAGCACAGCGACUGUGGACGCAGCAGCAACAACAACAACAGCGGCAACAAUGCCGGCUAUGCCAAAAGAGAAAACAACAACAGCACUGACAUUUCCGGAAUCAUUUAAAAUCGCAAUCGCUUAUGAAGCGAUGGCCACCACAGCGGCGGCAGCGACGCGACUGCAACAUCAGCAGCAUCAACAUCACACGUGCCUCUGUGGCGCUGCAUCGGCAACAACAACACCAGCAACAUCCACAGAGAACAACAAUAAUAAUAAUAACAACAACAGCAGCAGCAGCAGCAACAAUAUCUACAGCAUAAGCAACAAGUAUCUGGCAAACGGCCACAACUCAUCGCCAAUUGCAGAAGCUGUCGCCAGCAACAGUUCGCCAGUCGCCUCAACGCCGCAGCGCAACAGAAUGUCCUGUCGUGAGUCGUCGACGUAUCAACGCCAACAGCAGCAGCAACAACAACAGCAGCAGCAACGGCAGCAGCAGCAAGAACAACAACAGCAGCAACAUCAACAAGCAUCAUCAUCACCGCCAGUAGCAGCCCAUCAACAACAACAGCAACAACAACAGCUACAGCAGCAACAACAGCAACAACAACAGGCUCCUCCGCCGCGAAGGUCGCCUAACGACUUCAUCUUCGGUCGCUACAUUGGCGAGGGCAGUUUCAGCAUGGUCUACUUGGCGGUUGACAUCCACUCGCAUCGCGAGUAUGCAAUCAAAGUGUGCGAGAAGCGUCUGAUCUUGCGAGAGCACAAGCAGGAUUACAUUAAGAGAGAGCGCGAAGUGAUGCACAUGAUGACGAAUGUGCCGGGCUUCGUGAAUCUCUCUUGCACCUUCCAGGAUCCACGCUCCCUCUACUUUGUGAUGACAUACGCCCGCAAGGGCGAUCUCCUGCCCUACAUCAAUCGCGUCGGCAGCUUCGACGCUUCCUGCACUCGCCACUACGCUGCCGAGCUGCUGCUCGCCUGCGAACACAUGCACCGACGCAACGUCGUGCAUCGGGAUCUGAAGCCGGAGAAUAUUCUGCUGGACGAGGAGAUGCAUACAAUGAUAGCGGACUUUGGAUCCGCCAAGGUGAUGACGCCGCGCGAGAGAGUCCAGGCAGCGGCGCAGCUGGCCAGCACUGGAAGUGACGCCACGGCAGCGCAGCGACGUCGCCGCUCUGCCCGCAGCUCGGAUGACGAUGACGAGGACAGCGAAGAGUUGUACGACGACCUGGACGACGAGGAGGGGGAUCAGGAGGUGAUGUUCAACAUUGUCGACGAGGACGAUGACAACGAUGAUGAUGAUGUUGAUCGGUCGGCGGAUCCGGAUGUUCAUUCCGCCCGCAAUCGCUCCCCCCGCAACCGUCGCUUCAACUAUCCACACCGGAGAGCGCGACGUGGCAGCUUCGUCGGCACCGCGCAGUACGUUUCCCCCGAAGUCCUCCAGAAUGGACCGAUCACUCCGGCGGCGGAUCUGUGGGCCUUGGGUUGCAUCGUCUAUCAGAUGAUCUCGGGAUUGCCGCCGUUCCGUGGCAGCAAUGAUUACGUCAUCUUCAAGGAGAUUCUCGGCUGCAGUGUCGACUUUCCCCAGGGAUUCGACAAGGAUGCCGAGGAUCUGGUCAGGCGUCUGCUCAAAAUCGAUCCUCGCGAACGUCUUGGCGCCCAGGACGAGUUCGGCUACUACGAGAGCAUUCGUGCCCAUCCCUUCUUCGCCGGCAUCGACUGGCAGACGCUGCGCCAGCAGACGCCCCCGCCCAUCUACCCCUAUCUGCCCGGCGUCAGUCAGGACAGCCAGGACGACGAGCUGCGCAGCGGCAGCGGCCGAGGCGGCGGCAGCGGCAACGGCGUCAGCUUCAGUCUGCCCAUCAGCGGAGACUUGGAGCCCGGCUUGGACGAGCGUCAGAUAACGCGACUGCUCAGCGCCGAACUUGGCGUCGGCAGCAGCGUCGCUGCCCCCGCCCACAAGCCCUCGACAGCAAAGAACUCCUUUGACUUGAGCGACGCUCAGAAGAUGCAACGUUUGGAGGCACAGAAGACUGACAAGUGGCACGCGUUUGCCGACGAUGAGGUGAUCCUCAAGCGUGGAUUCGUCAACAAGCGGAAGGGAUUGUUUGCCAGGAAGCGGAUGCUGCUUCUUACCACAGGACCACGCCUCAUCUACAUCGAUCCUGUGCAGAUGAUCAAGAAGGGCGAAAUUCCCUGGAGUCCCGAACUCCGUGCGGAAAUUAAGAAUUUCAAGAUCUUCUUUGUGCAUACGCCGAAUCGCACUUAUUAUCUGGACGAUCCCGAAGGCUUUGCCAUACAGUGGGCCGAGGCCAUUGAGAAUAUGUCGAAAUUGUGCUACGGCAAUGCUGCAGCAACAACAACAACAAGUAUCUCAUCAUACUCCUGCUCAAACGGUGGCAGCAACAACAGUUUGGCUGUUAACAAUUCCGUUGCAAAUUCAAAUUCUCCCGCCUCCAACAACAGUUCGCCGAGAGCGCGACGAAAUUCGCCGUCAACGCAACAACAACAACCCGAAACAACAACAACUACAACAACGCAAGCAUCGCGAACAUCACCAACAACAACUCGAGGCAAAAAGACAGCGUCCAACUGAACAACAACAACAACAACAGAUUUUAGAUUUAAAUGCAAAUUAAAUUCUAAUUUAGUUGAAAUUUAGUGCAAAACAACAGCAAAAACAGCAACAACAAAAACAAUGUAGAGAUAUUAAGUUAUAGAAAUUGCAAGAUAGAUAAUAGAAGAAAUGUGUGUUUAGUGCUAAUUAAUUAACUACAUUAAUUAAUUAAUUAAUUCAUUCAUUUGUUUGUUUCUGUCAAAUUCAUAAUUAUUUCUGGUGUGUCUCGUUUUUUGAUUUGUUAGUUGUCCAAAUUAAGCUAAAUACACAACUAAAUACAUUAAAUAAACGUAUAAAAUAUUAUAUAUACAUUAAAAGUACGCAUAAGAUACACACACAUAUAUAUGCAUAAAGAUUAACUAAAUUAAAUUUAAACUUAAGUAAAUUAAAUUAUUACAACACACAUACACAUAUUUAUAUAAUAAUUUGUUGAAUAUACCCCACUGUACGAAAGGCAGGCAGGCAGUCAGGCUGCUUCCCCACAGAUGGCGCCACAUUGUAUACAUAGUUUAACUAAUUUUUUUAGCGCGUAGUUAGUCACAAUUUAAAUAAAUUACAAUAUACAUAUAAAUAUAUAUCAAUAUAUAUAUAUAUAUAUAUUUAUUAUAUAGCAGAAGCUAAUGCUAAGGCGCCAUCUGGCGGAUACAACUGUACUGGGGUGCUAUAAAACAUUCUAGGCUUAAGUGAAAAACUAAAUUCAAUUGUAUUCAAUGAAACAAUGAAGAAGAAGAGCGUAACUAGCAAAUUAUGUAUGUAAAACUGUAUAGCUGUAAAAUAUAUAUACAUAUAUAGUAAUUAUAUAUAUAUUCUAUAUAUAUAUAUAUAUGGGAGUGUGUUUGUCAUGUCACCUAAAUUGUAAAUUGUAACUAUGUAAAUCGAUUACAUACUUAUAUAUAAAUUGUAUAUUAGCAAUAUGCGCACGUCUAAGCAAAAUGCCUAAAAAAAUCUAAAAAUCUAAAAAAAAUGAAAAAAAAUAAGAAGAAGAGAUAGAGAGUAGUUUAGCAGAAGAAUUGAAGGCGGAUAAAAGUCUUGGGGCCGCCAGAUGGCGCCAGCUUCUGUAGCUCGCUCAACUUUCUAGUAAGAAUUUUUGUAUGCUAAUUUUUUGAUUUUUACAAUUAAUUUAUAAUGCUUUUUUGCCCUAUAAAGAAACGUAUAAGACUUUGAGAAACUAUUUAAAAGCAGAUAAAGAAACAAAAACAAAACCUAAAAAAAAUAUUUAAAUAUAUACAACAACAAAAAACAAAGAAAUAAACAAAUUAACAAAAUGGAAAAUUAAUACAAAUUGCAUAUACAAAAGUGAAAAAUAUCUGAAAAACGAGCUGGGAAAAAACUAGAGAGAAAAGUGAGAAAAUUUAGUUAAAAUUAUAUUUGGCUUUGGUUGUUUUUGUGCUCGUUCUCAACAAAAACGAUGAUAAAGAUAAAUAAUGUAUUUGUAUUUGUAUUGGUAUGUUUCUAAACAUUUGUUGUAAUAUAAUUAGAUUUUUUGUUUUUUGUAAACUUUUUUUUUUGCAUUUCGCAUAAGAUUUUGGUAGAAAGAAAAAAAGAAGGAGAGGAGAGGUUAGCUUGAAAAGUUAUAAUGCAAAACAGGUAUAAAAUUGAAUUUUAACUAAAUUAAAACCACAAGAAAACAAAAACAAAACUAAACAAAGAUAAACAUAAUGAUAAUGAUUAUUGUAAUAUUAAUAAUAUAUACGAUAUGUUCGGCAUUUGGUUCGUUCAUGUAAAUGGAAAAAAGUUUCUAAAACUCGCGCGUAUUAGUUCAAUUGUAAAGCUUAAGUUACGCCUAGACCACGCCCCAAAUCACACACACACACAUACACAUACACACACACCUACACACUCACCCUCCUUAGUGUUAAGCAGU
Drosophila innubila is the source of this 6709-nucleotide messenger RNA. It is a transcript of the gene Pdk1, whose product is annotated as 3-phosphoinositide-dependent protein kinase 1. Bases 2299 to 4824 code for a protein of 841 amino acids. NCBI's taxonomy places the organism in Eukaryota, Metazoa, Arthropoda, Insecta, Diptera, Drosophilidae. The transcript is spliced from 6 exons. The record is from RefSeq and is a predicted model, not a curated record. Gene Ontology annotation, biological process: intracellular signal transduction; peptidyl-serine phosphorylation. Gene Ontology annotation, molecular function: protein serine/threonine kinase activity; ATP binding.